Messenger RNA from Porites lobata, 29090 nucleotides. The record is from the annotation of a GenBank genome assembly. NCBI's taxonomy places the organism in Eukaryota, Metazoa, Cnidaria, Anthozoa, Scleractinia, Poritidae.
GAAGCCGUUUAGCUACAUCGGAGAUCAUCUACAGGUUUGUUAGGAUUUUAAACUAAUUAGAUUGUUCAUGAACUGAGUUAGAACUAUUUGCCGAGGAACUCAGGAAAGACUAUUUAUAUAAUUUCUCGUUGCGAAUUUGUGCGAUCUCUGCAUAAAAAAUGAUAAACUGAGGAUUAAUUUUCCUCAUAGAAUUCAGCUCAUAUAUGACUGUACCCCUCGAGACCUUACUUAUCUUUACUUAUCAGUUCUACUGUCCUUUUUUUCUCUACAUUAGACAUUUGCUCCUGGAAAGUCAAGAGGUUUGUACUUAUCAACAUGACCUUCAGCUGUAGAUUUUUGAUCGGAAAGGUUAACUUACCCAUUUUAUGAGCAGCUUAUAAGUGAAGAAAAUCAUAAGAAGAGUCAAUAUGACGCGUUCAGUGUUUUCUAUACACACAUGAUCCAUAAAAUUCCGCCAUAGGGCUAAAUUUUACGGAAGGCUCAGAUAUCAGUCAUAUUUAACAUGUUUAACUAAGAUUUAAGCCCACAAAUGCAAAACUUGUUUGUUCGUUUGUUGUGUUAUAAUUAAUGAAAUUGCGAAACCCUAAAAAAUGAUCAGAGGCUCUUUCCCGUGUGAGAUUUCAUUAUUUCCGAUGGAGAGUCAGUUUAAAUUUAAUUUAGUGUUUGCAUUCAGUUUGAUAUAGCUCUAUGUUGUCAAUGGUUUUUAUUAACAGAGCUGGACAAGGGACUAAACUGAAGUAAUUAACUGUUUCAUAACUCACCACUAUUAAAGGUUGGUAUUAAAAUCUCGGACGCUUAUAAUUUAUCUCGUCUUCUUUUUUCUGCUCUGUCAAAAAAAAUCAGUCUUUCCUGACGUUGUUAAAAAUACGUUAUUUUAAAAAAUACAAGAAUUUAGGAUGUAACUGCAUGUUCUAAUCGAAGCGUUAAGAUCGCGUGAUUUUGCCGUAUGAUAAACUCAUCACUCUCCUCGCAGUUUUACUGUCUCUGAGACAUUUCUACGUGUAUUGGGUAAAAAGCUUUUCGUUUAUCCUGGGAGACACUUGUAUUUAUCAUCAUCACACUUUCCACGGAGGUAUGUUGAGUUUUUCAUAUUCAGUUGGAUUGUUCGAGAGUUCAAGGGAACUUGAGUAUCGCUUAACUCCUGGAUUGAAAUUGCAGUAAUUUCAUGACUUGCUGUGAAUCGCGCGCUGAAUGCUAUAGGCUCUUACUACUGAGAUUUUAAUGAUCAAUAUUUUAGAACACUAAGAACUAGUUUACGAGCUGCUUUUGUUUGACAUAAUAAUUGUAGGACUGUUUAUUUUCUCGACCCCAUCUGUGGGCAUGUGAUUAGACUCGUUAGAUCAUGAUUUCUCGGUGAAACUGUGAAAGACAGUGUACGUUGCUUUUUUUGUUUAAGAUCUGUCUGGAGACUUGAAAUGGUAUUAGUCUGGUAUAUAAGUAUACAUACAACGAUGACAACAAGAACAAAAAAAAGAUGAAAAGUUGCCCAUAAUGAUACUGACUUUCAGUAAAUUGUGAUAUAAAGUUUAUGACUUACACGCUUCAAAAAAGCAUCUCAAGGUCUCAUAUAUAAUAUCAAGAUAAAAAGUUAUAGCUUUUACACUACACUUCUUGAUACCAUAGAAAUUGUACUAACCUAUUUCUCGCCUCUCCCGAUAAAUUCGAUCCAAUUUCCUCAUUCAGUUUUCCCUAAUCGACAUUCCAAUUAUUUUUGCAGAUCGACCGAGCAAAAUACUGGGACCUAAGAUUGAAAGUGCAUGUGACGGUGACAAGAUUCCUGGCAGCUUCUUCUUGUAGCAGCGAAUUACGAGGUCAGUUUGCUGUUUUUUCAGUUGUUUAGCUUAAUUGCGUUCAAAAGGUAAUGGUAAAAGAUAAUGCUUCAUCUAUAAAGGUUGAUCAAUGUGGUUAUUGUUUAUUCCAGGCUUUUGAAGCAUCUUUAUAACUGAACAAUGCUCUACACUGAAUCAACGUUAGGUAAGCUUCUAGACCUCAGUAAACGCAGCUGUUUUUGCUUACUGUGAAUCCAUAAAUGUCCAUUUUCUAUAUACUUUUCCUUGCUACAAUUUAUGUGAAUUAUUGGACAGAAGGUGUUAAAAAACCAGUUAAUGCGCACCUUUUCACACUUGUCAUUCAAAUUCCCUACUCACUGAGACAAACAUGUCCGUUUUGUGGCCAAAAUGUCCCCACCCUCGAGAAAGUUGAAAAAGGACCACCUUUCUCUUUUUUUAUUCAAAAUGCACCUAUCAGUGUAAAGCUGACAGGGGGGAGGCAGGGCAUGGGGCAUGGGGAGGGGAUUUUUACUGCUCUUGACAGGGGCAUCCAAUGACUCAAUGUUUCUAAACACGUCAAAAGUGUAUCAAAUGGUUUUCUAUAAGUGUUAGAAGCCUGUUUGGUGUAAUUUGGAGCUGCCAAAAAAAACUAUAAAUCUGUUAGGAUGUCUUAAGGGACUUUGGUCAUCUCCAUUAAAUUUUUAAGACCUUGCCACCAUAUGUUAUAUGUAUUUACAUUCGGCAGAGGGAGAUAUGCUUGUCCAAAAGGGACAAUAUAUCAAGAUUUAUUUAUAUACAUCAAGAAUUAUUUAUAUACAUCAAGAUUUACUUAUAUAUACAUCAAAAUUUACUUAUAUGUAUCAAGAUGUAUUUAUAAACAUCAAAAUUUAUAUAUAUAUAUAUCUAUCUAUAUCAAGAUUUAGUAAAAUCCAACUAUUGGUCUAUUAUCAAUGCUGCAUUCUGAUUGGUUGAGCUGCUACUAGGCUAUAUGUUAUAGUCCACUAGUAGCGAAAAGGGCAGGCUUUUUGGUGGCAAAAAAGGAUUAAAGUCUAGCUUUAACUAGCUAAAAUUUUUUUAUUCUCGAUAUUUUUUACCAACUAGUUGGAUUUUACUAAAACAAUUAUUCCUCUCACCCUCAUGGCCUCUGAGUCAAUAGCUUCGGCCUCAUGGGCUAUUGACUCAUAGCCCAUUUGGGCUCGAGGAAUAAUUGUUAAUUAUUUAUGUAUAUAAAGAUUUAUUAUAAGCAUCAAGUUUCAUAUAUCAGUGUCAAGAUUAGUUUACAUCAAGACCCAUAUACAUCAAGGUUAUGAUAGGCUUACAUGAAGUACCAAGUCAAAUUGGUUUGCCUGGUUAAUACUUUGCUUCAAGAGCCUCACAAAAUGGUGUAUGUUAAACCAAAUCUCGAACAAUUUCUUGGAGCAUCUCUAAGAGAACCCUAUAUGAAGCAAUUGAAGGAUUUAACAGGCACUAUGAGCUUAAUCGAGCAAGAUCCCUCCGUGACAGUAGCCUCCGACUGUGAGCGUGCCCUUCCAAAUCACAGUCUUCAAUUUGGACUGAUUUCAAAUUCAUUACAUCAUCAAAUCAUGUAAUUUCUGUGAUAUAAACCCACUUAAAGGCUCUUUGCGCUGCCAUUCAACAAGAUCCUUGUCAACAACGUACUGUGGCUGGCUUCAGUUCCUGACCCAUGUAUUCCAUUGGACAGCCAAGCUUAAAGAGUGGUUCAUACACAUGUCCAAUAUAAUCUAAGUCCCCUUAAUGAGAUGCAUAUUUACCAAUAGAACCACUGGAAUGACAUCAUUUUCUGUUGGUACCAAUCGAACCAUUGGUAUCAAUGGACUAUCGGAAUUGCCCUGUACCCAGCCAAGCCACAUGGGAAAAUAAUCUAAGUCCCCUUAAUGAGAUGCAUACUAACCAAUAGAAGUAUUGGAAUGACGUGAUUUUCUGUUGGUACCAGUCCUACCAUUGGUACCAAUGGACACCCUUCUUAUCACCAGUAAUGCUGAUGGAGUCUAUUUGUGAGUCUUGGACAACCCUCCUUUCAUCAUUGUACUUGGAUAACUUACCUAUAACAUGCAUAAAGACCUUUUAAGUUUGUUGAUGUAUUAAAGAAACGGUUCUGAAAUCCAUGAGAUUUGAUAUAGAUAAAGAAAUCUUGAUAUAUAUAAGGAAAUCUCAAUGUAUAUGAAUAUAUCUGGAUUUAUAUAAAUAAAUCUUGGUAUAUAUAAAUAAAUCUUGAUGUAGAUAAGUAAGUCUUGAUGUAUAUAAAUAAAUCUUGAUAUGUUGUCCCUUUUGGACAACCAUAUGUGUGGAGUUAACUGUACAUAAGGAAAGUGUUGUUGUAGACGAAAUAAAGGCAGUGGAAUUCAUGAGAUCUCGUAGUGCGCAAUUUUGAUGAAAAUUAUAAUCCAAUUGGAUUACAGCCAUUGGGUCAUGCACCUAGCAGACUUCCGGUGAAGAAGUUAAGACGUCUGUAACAUAAAAGGAGAAAAGUAGAGUCCAUGAGGGCGAGAGGGAUAGUUGUUUUAGUAAAAUCCAACUAGUUGGUCAAAAAUAUAGAGACAAAACAACUUUAGCAGGCACAACGUGAUUCAGCCGCCAUAACAUAUAGCCUAGUAGUAGCUCAACCAAUCAGAACGCAGAAAUGAUAAUAGACCACUAGUUGGAUUUUACUAAUAAAAUGUAGUUGAUGAUGGCUUUACGUUCACUACUUAGCCUGGUUUAGAUGCCGAUAUUUCCCUGAGCCAAACCUAAUACAUUGAAUUAAGUACAUGAAAAGUUCGGCGAACGUAUUUUGCAAUCAGUUCAGACCAAAAUGAGCAUUUUUCUCCUUUUGAAUUUAGUUGGGCUGGAAUUAAGAUCGGCGUCUGAAUCAAUUCGUAUGGUCCAAAUAGUUUGGGUCGGCCUUAAUUCGAAUUAUGUUUGGCUGAUGAAAAGUUCAGCAUCUGAACCAGGCAUACUAUAGUCGUGGCCAACAGUUUCAAGUGUGUAGUAUUCUUUUAAAUAAAGGGCCUGGGGCCUGGGGACCCCUGUUUAUCCUAUGACUGACUCACAAUGUAGAUCCCUUCCAAUCAAGUUUUAAUUUUUGCUGUUCAUUUCACUUGAUAUCAAGUACCUGUUGUUCAAAAACUACACAUCUCAACCUGUAGCGGGACCGCCCUUUUAUGUUUUUUAUUCGAGCCACGAAAAGGUCUAGCUACUUGCAAGACAAUACCUUCAUUUCGCAGUUAUUUCAAGACCCCAAUAUUGGCCCAGGUCUUGGAGAUCGAACCCAUGAGCUCCCUGAGGGUCUUUUCACACAUGAGCCUGGUUUCCGAGAUUUCACAGUUACCACCUCUAAAUCCCGUGUAAAAUUUUCGAUGUGUUCAUAUGAAGGGACAGGCUGGCUCGAUUCCCGAGAUCUUGCUUUUUCCAAUCGGGAUCUUGGUAAGUGGGUGGAAAGUUGCGCUGUAUGAACACUCUACUGAGCCCAGUUACCAGGAUGAGAUCUAGAGUGGGAUAAAUUCUUCUGCAAUAGGGCUGCCCGGAUGGCAUCAUCUUGCUUUGCCCGCUGUAUUUUUCACAUCAUAAGUAUCCCAUUUGACUGCAGUUGCCAAAGCUAUAGAAUAAUAAUUUUUGUGUUUCACCCUUAGUUUGGUUUGUUUCUCGGAUUUUGUACCAGAACUCGUCCCUAGAAUCUACGGCCUUUUCUCAUCUCAAAACCAGGCUGGAAUUUCUCAUAUGAACUCAAGGCGAAAUUGGUCCUGGUAACCGGGACAGUCCGGUCAACCGGGCGCGAUCAUGUGAAGAGGCACUAAAUUGAAUUUCUAUCCUACGCCAACCCUGUAAAGUGAUUUGUACAAAUGUUGCAGGCAAAAUCCGUGCUCAUUUUGUAAACCGCGAGAAUUUCUUUUGUCUCCUAUGAACAAUUAGUGCUAGGAAACAAAGGAAAUUUGAACCAAACUAGGUUAAAUCUGAUUUAAAAUAGCCUGUGUUGCAGUCGGCCCACGUAUCGCGUUAAGGUUUAAGCAGGAGUGCCUGCGACACAGGUAAAUUUUACCCACUACAUAAAAACCAUGGCACGCUUAGCAAGGCAAGUAGUUCCAUCUGGGUUCUGCCCACCCACCCACACUGUAGUUUGUCAGAGUUUUCAAAACUCUAUGGCAUAACCAGGCCCCCAAAGACUACCAAAUUAUUAGCAAACAUAAAUAUACUGAUUCUGUGUUAGCAAUAAGCCUUCUUAGAAUAAUCGAGCCCUUGGAGCCAGAAAAAAACAUUUUUAACAAACGUGUUUGACUUGAGGGUAUGUCUAUUUGUAUCCCACUGGCUACUAAAGUAACUGUAUAUUUUUACAUUUUAGAUGUUUAAAAAUCUUGCUAUUUGGCUAUGGCAUCUUCUUUAUGGAAAUCUGAAUCACGUGAUGAUAGAGUAGAUAAAACCCACCGAGUAAGAGUGACUUUUUUGGCUUCUGAAUGGGGAUCAAGCAAAGGAGGGCUUUCCACCAUCAACAGGGAGUUGGCCAUUCAGUUAGCCAAAUGUCCUGAAGUGGAAGUCUCUUUCUUUUUACCGCAAUGCAGUCAAGACGACAAGAAGUUAGCCCUAAAGCAUAAUGUAAAGAUCGUUGAGGCAGCACCACUGCCUGGCUUUGAACAACUGGACUGGCUUUGCUUUCCGCCUGAAGAUUUGCAAAUCGACAUUAUCAUAGGUCAUGGCGCUAAACUCGGUAAACAGGCACAAAUCAUUAAAAAAUCUAAACGGUGCAAAUGGGUUCAAGUGGUGCACACAGAUCCAGAAGAACUUGGAAUGUUUAAAAACUAUUCAGACGCAAUUUCAAAGGGCGAAGAAAAACAAAAGACAGAAAUAAAACUGUGUGAAAUGGCGGAUCAUGUUGUUGGGGUUGGCCCCAAGUUGAGCGAGGCCUUUCGCUCCUAUCUUCGCAGCUGCCAAAAAGAUGACAAUGUUGUUGACUUCACUCCGGGAGUAUUUGAAGAGUUUGCGGCUGUGAAACAGGCUCCUAGCGAAAGGCAACAACACAGUGUCUUGGUGUUUGGUCGUGGAGACAUAGAGGAUUUCAAACUGAAAGGAUUUGACAUCGCUGGGAAAGCGGUCGCUGAAUUAGAAGAUACCCGUCUUGUGUUUGUUGGAGCUCCAGAUGGGAAACACGAAGAAAUAGCAAACCGGUUGACCGAAUGUGGUGUUCCUGCAAGUCGCUUGAGAGUAAGGGGAUUUCUACCAGACCGAGAGAGUUUGAAACGCUUGUUUCAAGAAGCAGAUCUUGUAGUCAUGCCUUCAAGAACAGAAGGCUUUGGGUUAACAGGACUUGAGGCCCUGUCAGCUGGUCUUCCUGUGCUUGUCAGCCAAAACUCUGGUUUUGGAGAAACCCUGUGCAGUGUACCCUUUGGUUCAAGCUCUGUGAUUAACACAGAGGACCCUGCAGAGUGGACCUCAGCCAUUAAGAAAGUCUGGGCUAAGGACAGGAAAAACCGACUUGAGGAAGCGGAAACCUUGCGUUAUUCUUACGGAAGGAGAUACAACUGGGCCAAGCAGAUAAACGAUCUUAUUGAGAAGAUGAUCAGCUGGAUCCAAGGUAGGAAUGUCUGUUUUCUUUUAUGUUUCGUUUUUUGUUUGUUCGUUUUUUUGCUUUGAUUUUUCUGUAACAAUUAUACUCUCUUCGUGAUUAAAAUUAAAUUGAAGAAACUAAUAGAAAAUUAUCGAAAAACAAACAAUCAAACAAACAAAACAAAAGAAAAACAAAAUCUGAAAAUAAAAUAAAAUAAAACUAAACUAAGCAGACACACUUAUAGCCUGAAAUCGUAAUAGAAAUGUUGGUGACUAUUCAGCCUUUUCCAAGCUUCAGGAUAGCAAUGCGUGGAAAACUGUUUCCCAUUAGAUAUUGUUGUAAGAUUUUUAAUUCAUUACCAUCUGUCAUAUGCUUCAUCCACAGCUCACUUUUAUAGUUAUCUCUUGUGUCCAUAUUUACCGUAAAAGCCCGGUUCCAUUUGUUUUAUCUUUAACAGAUGAUUCUACAAAUGUUGCGAGCUCCUCAGAAACAACAGGCAGAAUGUUUUCAUCUGCCUGCAAAACUUCUCAGCGGACGGAAGGUAUGGACGAGCACCGCGCAGGUAAUUUCUCCUAUCCCGAAAAACUUUUAUUACAAUCAGUACAAUAAUAUUGCCCUUGAAGGGGUGUUCUGUGCUCAAAAAAGCGUUAUCAUACUUUAACAAUUGUUCAAAACUUCAAUUGCAAUUUAAGACAUUGAUAAUUGGCAGCAUGUUGCGCUCUCUUGUUUUUUCGUCUUGGCGUACACUUACUGAUGCGUUCUUAACUUUUCACUGAGAUUUGCCGUAAAUUGGCUUUGGCUUUCUCGCUUUCUAUAGUUAUAACCACCUCAGUGAGAGAGACAAUUGUUGGCUUCACACUAGAGCUUGCGUGCAUAAUGUAAGUGUACCUGGAACCUACUUUGAGUGUGAAGAGGUAAUUUGUGCCAACUUCAACUUUACUUGGUGAUCAUGGAAACGAUUGUAGUUAAAUGAAGCCGAAGUUCGCCGCCAAGUAUCGGGUAUACACUAUGAACGGACAGAUAAACAUUCAACACGUCUUAGCUAAGAGCAUUGCGGAAGAGUCCAAGCCCAAAGCUCUUCGGCGAUUUCUUUGCCAAAGAGCGCGUUGUUUGUGCCGUUCUAAAGAAAUACAGAGGAAGACUUCGCUUGUGUUUUUUUUUCUAUGACACUGCUAAGUACUUGUAAAAAGCGAAGUACGUAAGCAUGUCUGUUAGGGUCAAAACCCUUUGAGUUCAAAGUUCCCAAAAAAUAUACAACUAUUUCGAGAAAGGUUGUCAGAAAAAGUGCACGCGACAGUCCCCAAAGGUAUUGUGGGUGGUUUUGAUUUCACUGUUCUGAAGGUGGCUCGACCCAGUCUUUUUGUAGGUAGACCUUCCAUCUUUGAAUCUCUUUGACUUAAACAAAUCUAUCUUUUUUGUAAAACUAUUGUAAACACAUGUAUUACACAUAGACUUAACUUUAUCAUGACAUUAUUUUGGGGUUGAUCAAAAAAUAUAUAUCACGUGACAAUGACGUCACAAUAGUUUGAGCUCUAAAUCGAAUAGACCUAUUCGGUUAACUCAAUGUUGUACCCAAUUCAAAUCUCCCGGGGAUAAGAUUCUUUGUGUAUUGCAUUUGCAUUAUAAUGUGGCAUUCACAUUUAAAUGAUAUGGAAAUUCCUGAAACAAAACGUUUUAUUCCCAAAGGGUUUGAAUUGGGUACAACAUUGAGUUAGCUGAAUAGGUCUAUUGCACCCCUAAUCGGCAUUUUCUUUAGAAAUCUUGAUGUUUCCUAUACUUUGGGUGCUUGUCUUCUGUUGUGCGAAGUUUCACAAAAAUCGACAAGAAGGUAAACUGAAGACUGGAGUCAAUGCAGACAAAUUUGCUACUUUUUGCAUGUUUCUGAAAAGUUUUUAUCACUCGUUCGUUUUGCAAAUGACCCUCAUACACUCUACAACCGGCUAAACGCGAGUAGACUUCCGCAAUUUCGAAAAACACGAAAACAUGUAAAUCAGGGUAAAACGCAAUGCUGAGCUCUUUUUGUAAUUGUGUGGUUCCAGAAAAUAGCCAUACCACCCCCACAAAAGGGAUUUGCCGUAUGACCCCCCUCCCUUCUGGAUUUUCCUAAAUCGGCCCUCAAAAUUCACCCCCCUCACCCCUCCGGAACUUCCAAAAUUUUUGCACGACCCGUGAAACUAUUGCUAUCUCUUAUUGAAGUGAACAAAUGAAUAGUUUCGUUCACUAGGAUGUCAAAUUUUGUGAGUUUCAUGUAUUUUCUGUUGAAUUCUUUAACAGAUAAGCGCAUUCCAUAUGCGAACUCCCUAUGCACUCAAGUCACGAGCAAAUUUUCUACAAAGAGAUAAACAAAAAUUCUUUUGUGCUCAAGUCACAAAGAAAUUGUUGAAAAAGUUCUUCAAAUGAAAUACAAGGUCGCGUGGGAAAUAUAAGCCUUUUACCUCGCUUAAUUUAAUCCACCGUGUUGGACCAGCCGUUGGCUGCUAUUUCCGCUGGGCAAACUGCCUUUAUCGCUAGGUUUUGUGUGCGUGUCUUUUCUUUGUUAAGUAUAUCAAUUAGGUUUUCUCAGCCAUCAGUACUAGUGUAGACUUCGAUCUGUCAACUUCAGCUCGGCAUUGGGCCAUAGGCUCUCUGUACACCAGUUUUUGUCUACUCAAAGCUAAUCAGGUUGUCUUUGUGUGUAAACCAAAGAUAGUACUCUCUUUUCUUUAUGUUUUGGGGGUUAAGUUUUUUGGUUCUUUAAUUCCUUUUAAUCGUUUUUUUGGUUAAGUUUAGAACAAGUGCACUUGAAUGAAGUGCUUACUUGAAACUAACUUCUCUUCUAGGGUGAAGCUAACAAAUAUAAUUAUAUUCAACUUCGCUUUGCACAUUUCGAUCACCCCCUCCCCCUCCCUCCCUAAUAUACCGCAACCAAUAUUUUUAAACUGCAAUAAUUAUUAAACAAGGUCAAACGUAAGUCCUCUCUGCCCCGUGAUUCAGUUAAUAGUAAACAAGGACUAAAAAAGCAAUUAAUAGAGAGGAGAAGUGUGACGUCACGUUACCAUGGUAGAAAAAUGUUUGGAUCACAACAAUGGGGAGCUUAAGGGUCAAAUGAACCAAAAAGGGAAAUAUUUUCUUUUGUCGCUUUACCUUCACCAAACACUAAAAGGAACCAUCCUAAGCAAGAUUUGGGUAAAGAUUUUACGUAAUAAAACUACAAGGCUUCCAAGUUCUGUCGCUGGCUGCAGCACAAUGCCUUCUGAAUUUUGCCCAUUUUCUCCCACUUCCACACGUCCCUCGCUACCCAGCCUCCGGAAAAUCAAAGCCAGAUAGUUUGCGAAGGUCGAUGUCAAAAAUGGUUGAGAUUGCUUGCCUCUAAUGACCUAAAGUGACGCCGCGAAUUUUCACAUGCGCCCCAAAAUCGCCAUCGUCAUUGGAUGUGCACCAAAGUGGUCGAUCUUAACGGCCGUAUAAAAUUCAAAUUUACGACAAUUAACCCUUGUCACCUCCCCACAGCCCACGUUGUACCCGCCGAAAAUGACAGUUGGAAGCGGCUGAUGCAGGUCAUAAUAUCAUGAUUAUUUUUUUUGCUGUAAGUCGCCUUUCGCUUGGCAUCAAAAAUUUGAAUAUAACCUGAGAUUAGAGCAGAAUGACCACGAAAUAAUCUUUAGUAAUCUUUGUGUUUACUCGUCAUGCCGUUGUGCUGUGGCCGGUUGCCGAAUAUGCAUGCCUUGUCGUGUUAUUAUGUAUUAGUCGGGGGUGUCAGUUUCAAGUGACUGAAAACACCACAAAAUCGCAGAACAUGACACUAAAAACAUACGGUUAGUUAUCUUUAUUCAUUUUUCUUACAUUAUAUUAACAUUUGGGAUGUAAUAUAUCAAACAUGAGAGUUGAAAAUACGACGCGCAGCGGAGUAUUUUUGACGAACUUCGAGGUGUUUCAUCUGGUUAUGAAACACUGUGUCGAAUGUUUGAUAUUUCUUCUCAAACAAAAUCAUUUUUGAAGGAGAAAUUAAGGAUGCAAAUACUAAGCAGUGUUUCAUCCGAUUUCCAAACACUCAUUAAACAUUAAUUUCCUUGUAUUUUCUUAAUGAAUUAUUAAUGAGUUUGAGAAUAAAAGAUGCAAAAUUCUGUGUUUUAUGAAGCAUUUCUACCGAUCAGUUGAAUCAAGCCGAGUGCGGGCUUACGAAAUACAGUAAAUGUAUGGGAUCACAUGUCGCACUUGACAUCACGAUCCCUCGAACAGUUCGGAUGGUCCGCCUGUGGCUGACUGUGUUUGUUUGUGUCGUUCUGUGCUGUUUUGUGAGAGUUAUGACUGAGACUGAAUGAAAUACGAGGUGCGAACGUUUGCUCCUUGUAAAGCCUUUUUAUUUGUUUUUGUUGUCGUUGUUGUUUUUUUGUCACUUGAAAAUUAGUUUGGAUUCAGAACAACCAAUGUUAGAUUAAAAACGGAUCAUUCCGCCAGUCUUAGGUGGAAUAAAAUGUUUUGCGGAACAUUUCCAAAGAGGCGAGCAUCUUUCUGACAAUUGUGCAUUCAAUUUGUGAGUUGAUUUUGUGUCCAGAACUUCGCCUUCUUUCGCCGGGCUGAAUUAAAACCCACUUGUAUUCUGUUAUUAGUAGUUGCAGUUACUUUUUUACAUGCCCCUAUGCCCAGAUUUACGUACCUCUGCAGAGCCAGCGUCGUCCUUGUCUUCAAUCAAAGAACCGUAAUGCUAUAAACGCAUGCGAGUGAACAAACUUGCGCGCUUAAAACUUUCUCGGAAAUCAGAAGGCCAGCAAGCUUGCUCGAGAAGAAAAGACUACUUCGAUCAUUUUUCUGUUGCUCAUGUAAUAAUAGUCAGAGCUUUUUCGUUUUUUCAUUUUUAAUUACAUAUUUUUGUUUUCAUUCUGUACGCAAAUUUUUCUUUUCAACUGCUGUGAAGUAGCUCAGAACGACAACUGCCGGCAUUGACUUCAAAACAAUAGACUGACUCUUUGCCCGUAAGCAAUUGCAGGAGCUGGAUUUGACUGAAGUGAGCAAAACAAACCCUUAUGUGCCGUUUUCUGUACUUUCUAAUGAUUCAGUUUGCUGAGUGUAAUUUGCUUGAAUGAAGUCCCUCGCAUGAACCAGUUAUUAAAAAUAGCUAAAAUUUAAUGGUGAAUCGUAGCUUGGUUGCGGAGCUUGCAAAUGAUCUUUUGCUUUUAAGAUCUUUAAGUGGGUUGUUUUUGUACAGAAAAUUCACUUCUUCAUUGUCCGCAGGUGUAAGAGCCUUAGCCUCAACCUCGUUCCCAGGGUUCUCUCCUACCCGUCCCUAUGGAGCAAGAGAGAGAGAGACCCUUGUUGGGUCUGGUCACGUGGCUCCAAAACAAAAUUAAUUCUGAGGGAGGAGUCCUUUCUAUCACAAUUUUGUGUCUCGUUCACCCAAUGAUCGCAAGGUUCCGCAAGAGCAAGGUAGAUUUGCUAACCCUACAACUAUAACUGAAACCAUGGGAAAUUUCUACCCAAACAGAACUUCCACUAGACAAACAAGUUGAUUAUUUUACCAGAGGUGAAAGCGAAAACUUGCGUUAUCGCAGUUUAACCGACGACACCAAUCGCUAAUGAAAAUUUAUGAUCUUGAGUUCUACACAAGCGUGUUUAUAUUGAAGGGAAAAUCCCUCUAUGUUAAACUUGCAUUAAAAGUAUCAAUGUUUGCCUGACAGCGGCUGCUUGUAAUCGGGCCGAAUCAGUAUACUGCAAAAUCUACAUCAUAAGCGAUCUUAGCUAGUGCUUCCGGAGCAGGGAAUUCAUAUUUGCUGAACCAUAACAAUAAUAUUUUAAAUUUGUGAAAAUGUAGUUUUAAGUAAAAUCGAUACUACUAUGACAACAAUAAACAAAAAACUUUGAAAUUGAUAAAAGCCGAAUUUUGUGUGAUCUAGACCUGCUACUGAAAAUCCAGCACUAGGAACUUAAAGUUUGGGUUUAAGCAAACAAUCUCCGAAAGAAGUAAAAAGUUCUGUAUGUUUGAAUUCGACUGAAAGGAAAAUAUAUUUCAAACCUUAAAUUUUCAAUAGCCGUGCUAGAUUAUAUGGCUCAAAUUAUUCUUAAGUAGCGUCAGAAUCCUGCUUAAUAUCAUAUUUUGAUGAUAGGAAAUUUUAAAAAAGUUUCGUUAGAGUCAUUUUGGGGAGAUACAAGAAAGCACUAAAAGUCCAAAUUCUGAAUGAAGUUGCACUUAUACAGGUGCUGAGAAAACGGGUUAGUUUUCAAGAUCGCAAGAACGAAAGUACACCAAAAUUUCCUAUCAUCAAAAUAUGAUAUUAAGCAGCAUUCUGACGCUACUUAAGAAUAAUUUGAGUCAUAUAUAACGUUUUUAUUAAAUAAUCUAUCACGGCUAUUGAAAAUUUAAGGUUUGAAAUAUAUUUUCGUUUCAGUCAAGUUCAAACAUACAGAAUUUUUUACUUCUUACGGAGAUUGUUUGCUAAACACCAAACUUUAAGUUCCUAGUGUUGGAUUUUCAGACCUAUUGAUUGCGUUAUUUUACAGUGGUAUGCCUGUGGUACGGACAGUCCAUCGCUCGCUCGAUCGCUCUGUGUACGUUGAAGUGAUUACCAAAUUUUCUGGGAUGAUAGAUUUACUUAGCUAUGGGGCUCCACACGAGCGCGCUUCGCGUGCUUGGAGAUCCGCUAAAAAACUAUAGUUGCUUGAAACCGAUUUUGGGAAAGAUUAUACUAGAUAAAGAUAACCCUUGUUUUACCCACUUAUCAACGCCAAAACUUCUACAUUGAGGAUUUUGUUUAUAUUUUAGUGAUCUGCGAAGCUACAAGUGUCCAAUCAAGAGUGGGUUUUAAAAUAUCAACUCGAGUGCGACAAAGUUCAAAGACUUCAAACACAUUGUGGGCAAGCGUGAAUUUCUUUGGGCAAAUCACUGUACAAAGAUAUUUUGUUUUUGUGUCUACAGUGGAGUUCCGGACCUUUUAUAUCCAGGAACUUACUAAUAUGAACACAUUUUGUCAAUGCAUCUUGGAAAAAAUUAGACCUACUCAUUCGCAUAUCCAGUAUAACGCAAGGAAAUUAAUGUCGUUAAAGUCCGUUCUAUGAUGUAUUCUAUUCUUCGAGAAAAUUAAAUAAUAAGAAGGUUAUAACCAAAGCUUGCAACUUUUGAAGACAAACUGCUCUUUCUUUCCAGGUGCACAAACAACCAUAAUUUCUGCACCAAGUCCACUAGGAAAACACUGUUUUUUAAUUUCCCGCUUUUUUUUCACCUAACCAUCAUUGACAUCAUAGGCUCUUUUUGCCGACAAUUUUUCCGACACAGUACAAAAAUUGUUGUUUUCUUUUUUUCUAAACUUAGAUACGGUCCUUUUGGAUUCAACCCCAGAAGAUUUCGCCAACUUUUGAAAAAUUAAAUGAAAUUGAAUAAGAUCGAUGAAGUUUGAAACAAUGCGAAUUCUCUUUUCAGUUUGUUGUCAUCCAAAAAUUUUGCUACCAUAGCAACGUGACGUAACGACUUCUACUCUCUAUUGUUAGUGGUUUUACAGUGGGACUACACGAACCGAGCCCGAGGCCAGCGAAAAAAUUUUGAGAUAAAUUUUGAAAUUAGCCAAUCACAGGGCGAGCUCUAGAACAAUGAAGUUGUGCAUAGUUUUGUACUCAGAGCCAGUUCAAGAUACAUUGCAAACCAUUUUUCUAAAAGAUAUAAAACAUAAGGAAUCAUGACGUUUUUGUAAAUCAAGCUGAAAAUGUUUUGACAAUGCUGGUCUGGGUGUGGUGUAAUCAGAGCCAGCAGUAAAGAAAUUUUGAGCAAUCCGAACUAAAGGUGACGACCGCGCAUUUCACGGCAAACAGCGCUCAGUGAGUGAAUUGCCGUGUUGGUGAUUUGAGAGCUACGGUGGCUCGAAAACACUUCCCAGAAUGUAAAACACGUCCCAAAAUCCAAAAACACUUCCCAGAAUCCAAAACACAUCCCAGAAUCCAAAAACACUUCCCCAGAAUCCAAAACACGUCUCAGAACCCAGAAACACUUCCCAGAAUCCAAAACACUUUCCCAAAACCAAAACCACAUUCAAGAAUCCAAAGGCAUCCCGGACGUGUUUUGGAUUCUGGGACGUGUUUAGCCUGAGAAAACAGCCGACAUUUCGCGAAGCUACCACUGGUUUCCCUGCGAAAUGACGUCUGAGAAACUGAAAUGCUUCUGAUUGGUUGAAUCAAAUUUCCCACACAGCACGACCAAUCAGAAACACCACCCAGAUCUGGGUAGUGACACGUCAUCAGUAUGGAAUUUCUGCGCUCGUUUCUCGAACGUCAUUUGGCCGGGAAACCAGUGGUGGCGUUGCAAAAUGUCAGCUGUUAUCUCAGGCUAGGACUUGUUUUGGAUUCUGGCAAGUGUUUUUGGGUUCUGGGACAUGCUUUGGAUUCUGGCAAGUGUUUUUGGAUUCUGGGACAUGUUUUAGGUUCUGGCAAGUGUUUUUGAAUUCUGAGACAUGUUUUGAAUUCUGGGAAGUGUUUUGGAAUUCUAAGUGCAUACUUAGGGACCUAAAGUCUAAAAUGACCCUUGUUUAAUUAAACAAGGGUCUAAUUAUUAUUAUUUUGUUUGUUUGUUUGUUUUUUAAGCAGCCUGUUUAUUUUUAUAGGGGGGUUAUUUCCUCCUUUUUAUUAUCUCCCAGGGGUUAAACUGAAUUUCUGCCAUACAGACAAACCAAGAUUCUGCUACCUUCCAGGGAUGCUUUUUAUUUUUAUUUAUUUUCAUUAUUUUUUUGAUAAGCACCCCUGUCUUUUCAGCAUGCAAAGAAAGUAGUGUCCGAUUGCCCGGGGCUAGUGGAUUUUGCUAUCGGGCUGGUGAAUUCUGUUUUUAACUUGCCCGACUGGCAAUUGAUGUUUUUUUGAGGAAUUUGAAUCGCAGAAGAACUGUGAAAGUAAUUCUGUUCGUCAAAAAGCUUUUGGGGCUAGUUGAAAUGACGUCUGGGCUAGUAAAUGCUAGCUUCAACUUGCCCAAAUGGCAAGCUGUAAAAAUGAUUUUCUUUGCACCCCAUUUUUGUAAAGCAUCCCGGCUAUUCUUAAAGGGGAGUAUCUCCUUCUCGUUUUGUUACCUCGUAGGGGUUAAAAUGAAUUCCUUCCAUGCCCUCAAAGCAAGAUUGAAUUUUUUUAUUUGACUAGCACCUCAGUUGUUUAAUAGGGUAGUAUCUCCUUCUCCUCCCCCUUCCCCCCACUCCCUGAGGACAUUAGCAACCAACAUUACAGGGUUGUCACUAAGGGCUGGGAGGCGUGGAUUUCCCCUGGCUGCUAUGAGCAUGACGCCUGGUUACUUUAUUCAUAGGAAAUAAAAGGAAAUAGGACCGAAAGAAUUUCCAGGAUGUUCUAUUCCCUGCUCUGAAACUUGAAACCAUAGUGACAGCCCUGAACCCUAACCCAUAAAAGAAACUCUCUGCUCUGCUGGCUUUAUUUUCUGGUUUUAGAUCAUUCUAGAAAUCUACCCUCUGAUUGGUUCAUUGCUGUGGUUUUGAAAGGCCCAAGAAAUAUUUUUUUCUUCCUGUUUUGAAAAUGUUUAUAAGUGCAACUGCUUACUAGAUGCCUUUCAGAAUCAACUUAGUGUGCAGCAGAAAUCCCGCAUAACCAAGUUUAAAAGAUAAAUUUAUUGUCUAAAACUGAGCACACUGGAACCAGACAUCAUUUAGUGAAUUAAAAUGUCAGUAUGACCCUCAAUUAUGUAAAAGCUAAGAUGUAAGCUUCCAGUCCCAAGACAAGCUGCUCAGUGCUUUUUUAUUCACACCCAGAACCUAAGAUGUCAGAUUGAUAAACAUUUUCCCCAAAUACUUUUGAAUAACUGUUGUUUUAAAUGUCUCACUUCAGUUUUAAUUCUAUUUUGUUUAACUCACAGACCUGUCAGCAAGGAAGCAGCCCUCUAGCUCUGUGGCCAACAAGGAGUUACCAGGUACUAUUAUAUGUAAUAAAGCAGAAGUGGUAGACAUACAGUAGAUUAAAAACGCUUAUUUUAACAUGAAAAUGACUUUUGUCGUUUGUUAUAUUGCAAUACGAAAUUAUCUUUAUUGUAGUAGUUGUUUAUUUAUAUUUCAAGAAUAAGUAGCAAAGAAGAAGUAUGAUGUGAUACUUCAAGCGUCAAAUUCUUUCUUUCAUUCAAUCUUUCUGUUAGAAUUUUGCUAAGGUAUUUUUAACCUGCGUUAACCGUCCUCGAGGCAUGUCAUAAAAAAUAAGAAUUAUUUUUACCUCUCAACCACAAACGUCACUAACGGCUUUGGAGAGGUAGCCCUCUAUUGGCGGUGUCUCCUCCCUGAACCUCUCUUUGUGGGGUAACACCCCUUUACACUUGCUUUACUGAUGCAGUCUUCAAAGAUAUUUACAUCUACAUGUUACUCAGCCAAGGUUGCCCAUCCCGCCAUAUUCAGGGCCGGGUUGUUCGAAGCUGGGUUAAGAUAACUCAGGGUUAGUGCGAAAUUUGAACUCAGAUUUGAGAGCUUAAAAAUCAAAUUCAGUUUCAUCCUCUUUGCCUACAAUUUGAUGAUUGGAUACUCUAAAAAGAAUAGAGAAAAUUAUUCGGGAGAGUGCUUUUGAUAAAAGGAAAAAGAAUCCCGGGUUAAAAUUUAACCCUAGGGUAGCGCUAACCGGCCUUCGAACAACUGGGCCCUGCAGAAUUGUAAUUUCAAUAAUUAAUAAUUCUAUAUUUAGCUAGGUGAAAUUACAUUUUUAACUUUACAUAACUGAAAUUUGUGCUAGGUUAUAACUUUAUAAUGUAAGAGAAAUAAGAAGUGCGAGCUGGGAAGCUAAAUAAACUGUUAGAUUUUCUAGUUAGUUCCCCAUCCAAUUAAAGUCAGUGUGUUAGCAGGUGAAAAAGAAGAAAAUAGAAUAGAUAAAUGAAUUAAUAAAUUCAAUUCAAUUAAUAAACUCAAUUAAAAAAGAGCAUUCCUUCUACGUUUGACCGUUGUAUUUAUAUUCCUACACUAUAUUCUGGUGUUUUAGAGCCCUGAUAUCUAUAUGCACUCUUACUUACAUUUCUGUUGGUGUAUCAUGAGUUGAGGAUAAUUUGUUUUUAAAUAUGGAAAUUUUAUUUAUAUGGUGUGAUCUGAUCAGUUUAUAUAAAUAAGGGCCUAUAUUUUGUGCGUCAACUGCCACCCUUUAACUUUCCUCACCUGUUAAGAUAUCAAGUUAUAAACGAACAAUUCUUUAACAAAAAGGAACGUAAAAUUUUCUUUAACAGAUUCUCUCUGCCUCGAGGAGUGCCAGAAACAGCUGCGAUCAAUUUAUGAAACCAGCAGCAAAGUCAAAAUCGUUCCGUGGGAUCAAAGCUCUGCCGUUCAUAUCGAUGAAAUUUACACCCAGUUGUCUUGGCUUAUGGAUGAGAAGAAGCCCAGCGGAGUAACACAGAAGGAACUGAAACACUACACCGACAUUUUUGACGGCGGAAGACUUGGUCAUACCCCUAAGCGUAUUUUGGUUCACGGACGACCGGGUAUCGGCAAGACCGUUUUUACGCAGAAAGCUACAUUCGACUGGUCCCAGCCCAGAUGUAAAGGAAAGUUAGGAACAUUUGAUCUUGUACUUUUGGUCAAAUUACGCGAUGUUUGCGACCUCGACGAUGUCCCAGGCAUUCUGAGUGCUGCUAAUCUUCUUGCGAGUGAUGGCCCAAUUUCCACUGACAACCUGUACGAUUACGUUCGUCGCCACCAAGAAAAGGUGUUGCUUAUUUUGGACGGCUACGAUGAAUACGUACACAGCGCAGAAAGGCAAUCACCUGUUCUUCAAAUCUGGGAGAAAAAGCAGUUGAGGGAUUGUUGUGUUAUUGUAACGUCUAGAGACAUGAAAGGAGAGAGAUUGAAAAGUUCCAGUGAUGCUCAAUUUGAGAUCGACGGUUUUGACCGUAGGCAACAAAAAGAGUUCGCUCGUAGAUUCUUGAAAGAUGAUCAAGAUGUUGAAGAGUUUUUCAGGUACUUGAAACAACAAAGUCUGGAGGAUGUAGCAAAGAUACCUAUUGUACUUUUAAUGCUGUCUUUGGUUUGGGAGAAAAAGGAUCGUGUAGGACUACCUUCAUCACGGGUGAUGAUUUAUGACCAGUUCAUACAGACUAUGUUUAAUCAUAUGUCUGAAAAACAAAACAAGCCGGUGGAAAAAGUUGACGACCACAAAGAAGAACUCUGUAAAGUAGGAGAACUAGCCUUUGACGCACUUCUACAAGAUUUACUUUACUUUCCUCUCAGUAUACUGCCGGAUCGCGUUUUGACUGAGAAACUGAUCGAGGCCGGGUUGUUUCAGCUGCUAAACGUGUCCGCUCUUAACCCCAGCAAAGACGUUCACUUCAUUCACAAAUCCAUGCAGGAGUUUUUGGCUUCUAAAUUUGUAAAAGAAGAACUGUUAUCUCAAGAAAGUAAAAACAAUUCCCUUUUCAAAGCCGACUCAAUUCAAAAGAUCUUCAAGUUGAAUGAAGUUUUUAAAUUUGUUGGUGAAAUGUCAGAAGAAGCCGCGCGCAAGAUCUUGAUUCAUCUGUUGGAAAUGGCGGCGAAGGAAGACGGAGAGUACAGCUUCGACAAUCAAGCACCGUCAGUCGAAGAUUUGUCAGAAACACAAAAAAAUCUUUUAACUAUAUGUACACAGUUAUUCUUCUACUGCUCAGCAGACACGAGAACAGAACUUUUCCCCACUUUUCUUUCUAAUCUAGGAGGUGUUUUGUUCAUUUUAAAUCCUGACCAGCUGAAUAUUGCAGCAAAGGAAAAUUUUGUUAAAACUACCGCUUCACUUAUGUACAUAUUUUUCUCUGAUAGCAACCAGUAUACAGAGCAAAGUUAUAAUAAUUUAAUUAGUUUAGUACAGCAAUUAAACGCUGUUAUAGUUAGUAGAACAGGAGAACAGAAAGCAUCAGAAUUUUUGAAUGUAUUUCCAUGGCGUAGUGUUGACGAGUUUUUCUUAAUGAAAGAAGAAAACAACACUAACCUUUAUUUUACUAAAAUUGUAGAACGUACAUAUCAUGGCAUUUCUCCUCUUCCUUUUAAAAUGGUAAAGACGUUAGUUAGUUUAGAAGAGACAACAAAGAAGACAAACAUGAAUGGCGAUGAGUCAAGUGAAGAGAGCAGCAGCAGCUGUUGUUCAAUGCGUCAUGGUCUCUCCAGGGUUCGGAGGAUUGAAGCUGAUGAUGUGAACAGGUCAGAAGUGGAACAGCUGAUUGAGAUGAUGACGUUUUUCACCGCUCCACACGUGAUAUUGGUUUGGGGUGAACUAUACGGUGAAGUGUUUGAUGCUGAGGUAACAGAGUCUCUACUGAGGAGCAUCCCAACAACACACAAACUGGAGAGAUUAAUACUCCGUGCUAUCAAUUUAACUUCAUCACCUGCUGUGGAGUUCAUAAGCAGAGUAUUUAAACAAGAUCUUCCAAACUUGAAGUUGCUCGACAUGUCAUGGAAUCCUCUUCUGGGUGCAGGAGUCGACAGCUUGAUAAAACAUCUCAGCUGCGCUCCUCACCUGGAGGAACUAAUCCUUGAAGAUGUAAAGAUGACUCCACAGCAGGUGAUGAAUCUCACAUCAGCCAUCAAGCAGCACGGAAACAUCAUUGAACUGUGGUCAGACUACCACGUAAGUUUUCCAAUUUUGUCGCAAUUUGUUUCUUUAGUCUUUGUUUACAGUUUAUUUCUACUCAGCUCUUGCCUUUCGCCAUUUUCCUCUCUUUGUCAUUUUUAUACUCGACAAAACACGAGAUUUGUUUUUGAAAUCAAAUCGCAAACUUUAGCAGAUUCAAAGAAUCAUUUCAAAUUCAUUUCUUUCAACUGAUUAAACUAACUCCAUAAAAUGUUUUAACUGAGAACGUUAAGAACAAGUAACUUUAGCUGAUAUUAAAACAUGGAGUUGAACACAAGAUGAGAAAUUUCGUAUCUUCAAGCAGCCAUAAGAUGAUAUUAUUGGGUGAAAACAAGAACUUUUAGCAAAACAAAAGCACAUAAUUUCCACAGUAUUAAUUUCUCAAUCAAUUUUAAUUCAUACCUCUUCAUAAAGUAAGAAACAAGAAUCAUAAAAGCAAAUGAAAGAUGUUCAGUUCAUGUUCAAUUCAAACAAAUGAGCAAAGAGGAAGCACAUUGAACUCACAGUUUCACAUUUAUCGUCCAGGGCUCCUAUAAAAACAGUUUAAGUCAAGUGAAGUUCCUUUGAAAGUCCAAAAAACAAACAAGUCUUUGUUAUAGCUGUUCUUUUGUUAGUUCUUGAGCGUUUCUUUGGUAAAUACUGGUCCUUGCAGUUCGGUGAAGCGUUGGUACAAAAAAAUUGUAUCUUCGAGACAACGGUUGAAAGCAACACCAAAAAAAUUUUCUUUACAGGUAAACACUUCUCUGUUCUCCACUGUCUAGCAUAAGUGUCCAUUGCAUGAUUUUCAUCGCGUAAAUAUCAUAAGAUUGUUUUCAAUUUUCCCAGAACACUCGCCAUACAAAUCAAAUCCUGCGGAGCUUUGGGCUUUCGUGAAAUAUCCUUAUAAAUGAUGUUUCCUUGAGCUUCGAACAACUCCUUAGCAUAUUCCUGAGUAAAAAGAGAUGAAUCUCUGUCUUUUGCCGGUAACAUUUCCUUGAUGUUUUCUUAUUAAAUUUUGAGUUCAUCCUGAACAGUUUGCUGUUGAAGAGCGAACUGAACAAACUACAAAAACAACAAACGAUGUCAUUCAAAGCCUAGUGACGUGGCGGCAACUGAUUGGUUAAAACCACCUCGGAGGAUUUUUCACGUGAUGACAUUUUCCCGCCUUUCGUUUUAUUACGUAACAAAAUUCCCGCCCUCAAAAAAUACACUGUUAGGGACUUGUCAGAAAUUAGCAGGGGGGGAGGGGGGGGGUGGGAAUUUUAAAUUUGGGUUCGGAAAUUAGGUGACCCACCCCUGCAAUGCGAGUGAAAUUUUCUAACCCUCCCCUUUAGCUUGGUCUAAAAUAUCAUGACCCUCCCCACCUUACAGAAUUGAAAGAAAAAUGUUCCAGGCUCUUUAAGGUGCAGGAUUCCAAGCCAACAAGACAAACAAAUGAACAAGAAAAAAAAGGAAACAAAGCAAAAUAAAAGCAAAGCAAAGAAAGCUAGGCAAAAAAAAAGAAUGGAAGCUAACUGCAAAGGAGCUAUUGAAACCAUAUUACACCUCGGCAAGAAUCGCGUGAUAUUACAGAGCCUAUUGGCCCAUUAUUUCUUCAUUAUGAAGGAAAAAGUGGGUUCCUCAAAACGCAAAGGCCAUAUAUCUUUGAGAAGGGUUGUUCACCAAUGAUUCUCAAACUCAUUAAUAAUUCAUAAAGAAAAUACAAAGAAAAUUAGUGUUUAAUGAGUGUUUGGAAAUCGGAUGAAAAACUGCUCAGUAUUUGCAUCCUUAAUUUCUCCUUCAAAAAUGAUUUUGUUUGAGAAGAAAUAUCAAACAUUCGACACAGUGUUUCAUCACCAGAUGAAACACCUCGAAGUUCGUCAAAAAUACUCCGCUGCGCGUCGUAUUUUCAACUCUCUUCUCGGUGUUUCAUCUGGUGAUGAAACACUGCGUCUCAUGUUUGAUAUAUUACAUCACAGGACAUUAUCAAGCAAUAUCUACGCUUCAACUUAAAUGAAAAUCAUGAUGAUGAUAAAAGUGAUUGUAUCAAUGCGAAGCUAAUAAAAUAAGAUAGAAUAAACAAAGUAAAAUGCUGAUGACAUAAAUGAUGAUGAUCAAGAUGCUCACAGCAGCACUGAUGGUGAUGCUGAAGACAGGGAUGAAAAGGAUAGCCAAAACUAUAAUAACAUUAACAACAACAUUAUUCGUUUUUGCAAUAAGACUCUAUAGCAUUUUUAUAAAUGAAAAGUAGAUGUUUGUUAAGUACUUCACAGUUUAUAUCCAUAAUAUUCCGUUGCUCUUCUUUUUUUUACGAAAUAAAGAAAUUUUGUUUUUCUUCUGUGGGUGAACCUCUACAUGAUCACAGGCAUAUAUUUGCAUGACCCUCCCCAUUUUAAAGGCCCAUUUUUCAUGACCCCUCCCUUUUCUGAGUCUCAAAAAGUUGUGACCCUCCCUCUGUUUCCACCCCCCCUCCCCCCCCCAGCUAAUUUCUGACAAGUCCCUUAUCUGCGAGUUUUGUAACGCAGAAGAUUUUCGAGAGAAAAUAAAUAGCAUUUCAUUACUUUGAUUUUGAUUCUGCUAUUUUGCAUGCAAGAUUCUCGUACGUGCGCCUUGAUAAAAAGAACGUUUGUCUUACCAAUCCCGCCGAGAAGUCAAAAUCUUCGCUUUUAUACAAGGGGAAAACAUUAUCUCAGCCAGGGGCGUAGCCAGCAUUUCGACUAGUUGUAGGCCGGGCUGACUUUCAUUUCCACAUAUCCUGAAAAUUGCACGCAUGACUAGUACGCACUGACCUCACCAACACUUUGAGCUCUUAAGCUUUUUAGUUCACCCCAACAACGCAUAAUUUAUUACAAGCAGUAGAGUGAUCAAACCAAAAAUUUGUAGUCCCGUCUUACAGGUCUAUGGGCUGGCUACACCCCUGUCAGCAAAUAACCGUAAAAACGCUUAAAAAUAUCUUGUCAGUUGUUGUUUACAUGUAAACCUUGUGCUCGUAUAAUUUUUGACCGUGAUUUAUAGGGCAGAAAGCAUUUUUCCUUGUUUAGGGAUUUUUCAGUUCAUUCAUUCACAGCAGGUCAAAUUUUUAUUAGAGAGAGCUUAUUCGUUUAUUAUUUUGAAGUGAAUGAUUAUAUUUCCGAAAUUAUAUCGAUGGCCCAUGGAUCGCCGUUUCUGUUAGGAAUAAACGGCAGGGCUAUAGCUGUCUAUUCUCUCUUGAGACGCACUCAGACAUUUAUAGACCACAAGUAGCCUGUUUCAGGCGUUCAGCGAGUGUGGAGAAACGAGGAAACAGAACAGCGAGGAAUUUAUAAUGUAUUUAGGGAGCCCCUGUCCCUUUCUUCUGCUUUGUUUUUUAUACGGUCAUCUUACCGCCACUCCCCACUAUCUGAACGCCUAGAACAUGGUAGCCAAAAGCGACUUAUAUUUGUUCUCUUGAAAAAAGAAGACGCUUUUUAAAGCUAUUUAGCAAAAAACCGCGCUGAUGUCACCUAUUGACAUUUCGUUCCAACCAGACCGAAAAGAAUUCUUUUGUUGUAUGCCGCACGGUUGGGCCGAGGAUAAAUUGGAAUCAGCCGAACCUGUGUAUGAAUCUUAAAACAGAUCCAGUCAGUUUCUUCGCCAUAAAGCGAUCUGGUUUGGUUGGUCAUGUUUACAGAGUUUUGCAAUAAGUCCAUGUACUAAGGGUUUCCUACUUUAUAAUAAGCUCACACCUUAAGCAGAACACAGCUCCAGGCUGGUUUUUGUCUAAACACUGUACUUUUUAUGAGGCCAAGUUUUGACUGUUGAUCUUUGCUUUUGGUACGCGAGGCUUGUUUUGAACUCAGUACAUCUUGUCAAAGUUCUUGUCAAAAAACAAUUGUCUUUCGUUUGUCACUGUACUCGCGUUGUACUUAAAAUGAAGGUUUUGAAAUGUGCACACGUCCACACGUUACUAAAAGUGGAUGGGUGGUUUUAAGUAUUGUUUUGUAUUUUGUUGCAGGAUAAUAAAGGAAACCCCAAACCUGAACAUGAAUGGCCAUCAGAGGACUUCUGGAGAAUUCUCUACCCUCGUCUCUUUCCUGAUUCAUCACCUGAAUGAGCGCAUGAACAGGAGCAGGUUAGACAUCACUGAAAGUUUUUGUGAAAGUUUAUUUAUUUAAUGUUUAGUGAGACUUUCAGUGUUUGUGUGAACAGUUCAAUUUUUCUGUCCGUCAGAGAUAAUCAAACACGCUCGAAACAGCCCGUAAAGAGAACCGGAGUCGGUGAGAAACGAAAACUGCCCUUCCUUUUCACUUUGCUCUACUCCGAUCCACUCCCCACUAUCUGAAUGCUUGGAACAGGCUCGCCAAACAUGACUUUUGCCUUGGAAGCUGUUUAGGGAAGAUAUCGCUUACUUUUCCUACUGACAUUUUGUGCCAAGGAGACCAAUUGGCUUUCGAAAAAAUUUUGUUUAACAGUUGGUAGAUCAACUAAGAAAUUAGAAACAAACACCUUGUCUAAGAUUUAAAAACGAGUUCGUUUUUGUUCUCGUAAAUUCCGAUGAAGUGAUCGAUAACUCUCUGGUAGUUCGGAUGGUUGCAGUGUAUUGCAGCAAGUCCAGUCACUAGCGGAGGGUUUCACACCUUGUAAUUAUCUCACCCCUUUAGCAGAACUCAGUUGCCGGCUAAAUUUGCCCAUCAGACGCUGUACUUGUUAUUAGGCCAAGUUUUGAUUUAAUGAUCUACACGGUCGGUACGUGCCGCCUGUUUUGAAUUUAGUACAUCUUGUCAAAGUGUUUGUCCAUCUUUUUUUCGUUGCUCCCUUAAAAUAUCCUUUGUCUCUGUUCUAUAAUUCCAUUGUUCUUAAAUGAAGGUUUUGAAAUGUGUACACGUCCACGCUUUAUUUAAGGGAGAUGGGUGGUUUUAAGUAUUGUUUUGUAUUUUGUUGAAGGAUUAUAAAGAAAACCCCGAAGAUGAACAUGAAUGGCCAUCAGAGAACUACUGGAAGAGUGAAUACCCUCACCUCUUUUUUGAUUCAUUACCUGAAUCAGCGCAUGAGGAGGAGCAGGUUAGUCAUCACUCACCUAUUUUUGUGAAAGUUUAUUUAUUAAAUAUUUAGUAAGACUUUCAGUGUUUGUGUGAACAGGUCUAUUUUUCUGUCCAUCAGAGAUAAUCAAAUACGCUCAGGGGCCUUCAUUUGUAAGUCUCCAUCGCGGAGGAUUUCCGAGUUGGUGAUACUGAGUUAGUUUUUAAUACAGUAAAAACCUGCGUGUAAGAACCUAGUGGCUUAAUAACCUGCUGGUAGCAAUUUGCUUCUUUAUUACCCAACAAUAUAAGAACCAGGUUGGCCAAACGAGAUCACGCAAGUUCUUAUCUGUGGGUUACAGUUAAAUUAAUCAGCUUAUUCAUCAUCUAAAAAAGAGACUGAACAGGAACAGGUUAGUCACCAGCUUCGUUUGUUUAAGUUUGUGCAGCAGUCAUUUGAAACUCCGGCCCCCCGGCCCCCGGAACGUAGCGGGGAAUUUAACAUUGGAUUGGUGUUAAAACACCGCCAAUUUCCCCGCUCCCCUGGCCAAGUAGUUUGUUCAAAGCCCCCUACAGCAGGGAAUUAGUAAAGUGUAGUUCUAGGCUCGAUUUCAACCGCUCUGUCCGAUCUGGUAUUCUGUAUUUCUUAAAAUUCAAACCAUCGGACCUGUUCAUUGAACCUCUCGAUUGCGUUCCUUCAAAUUCAUGAAAAAUGUUACCCUGGGUGCCGGAGGAUUUUUUUCUUACCUAAUUCCUGAGAACGGACCUCUGGAGCCAGUGUAGAAAAAUGUGGUUAGAUCGCUUACAAAACUGAGUAACUUCUGUAUGGUAUACUUGUAAGGGUAAGGGAUCUUAAGCGAAACCCCGCGGGGGGGGGAUACUUCCUUCUAUAAGCCAUAUAGGUAUAGUCAACUCUCGCCUUGCGGACGCCCCGAUAAUACGGACAGCAGCUAAAUUCUCCGUCAAAAACGAAUUACAGACGUUUGACUUAAAUAAACUCCCGCUAUAACGGACUCUCGCUAAUGAGGACACUAAUUUGAGGUUCCUACAGUGUCCGCUAUAAAGGGCCAGUUGACUGUAAUUCCGACAUAAUUUCUGCCUAAAUGUCAGGUGUGAAAACAGGUGUGGAUUUUAGAGGUCAGGUCUGAAAAAGGGUGUGGAAAAUAACACUUUUUGGUGUGAAAUAGGGUCAGAAUUUGGAGAACUAGGCGGCACACCCCCUCCGAGAAUUACCCGGAGUACCCCCUGGGAAGCGACACAGCUCUGUCUUUCUCCAAUUUCUAAUCGUGAAAGUAAUGGGAGAGGAAUCGGGAAGUUUAGAAAGCGCUUUUGGGAUUAAUUUAUCUUCGUUUACGUACGGGGUGAGCAAAUGAGACUCGAAUGAGAUUUGUGAAGUCCUUUUGAGGCAACGCUCGACCAAUGUGUAGGACGUUCUAUACACUUUCUUUCUGUGUCUUGAGACUAGGGCAACCUGUUUUUGUGCUUUUUGCCCUGUUUCUCCUCUGUUUUAAUAUUAUCAUUCCCUGCGGCAUCAUCUCUCUUCUGCCGCCAUACAAAACUUUUGGAAACGAGGCUUUUCCUUUAGUCAGUCAUGUUAAAUCCCCGCUUCUGUCCCCGCUUCCGAAAACUGGUAUUACUGUUUAAUCUCCGCUCAUGACCUGGGUAAAACUAGUCUCCUUCGCAUCCGUUAUUAGGGUCGUCACGCAACGCUCCUCCAUACUGGUGGUAGGAGCGUUGCGUGACGACCCUAAUAACGGAUGCGAAGGAGACUAGGGUAAAACAGGUAUUUUGUUAAUUUCCCCGCCACCGGGGCGAACAUGUUAAAUGUGCGUUAAAUCCCGGUAUUGGCCGCGUUGAAUCCAAAAGGCCAAAAGUAGCCUAUUUCCCCACUAUCUGAAUGCUUGGAACAGGCUAGCCAAAAGUGACUUUUGCCUUGGAAAUAAAAGAUUCCCUUUUUUUUAAGCUCGGUGUUUAGGGAAGAUAUCUCUGACAUUUUGUGCCAAGUAGACCUAUUGAUUUUUGAAAAAAGAGUUUUGUUUAACAGUUGAUUGAUCAACGAAGAAAUUAGAAACAGGCACCUUAUCUAUGAGUUAAAGAAGGAGUGUGUUUUGUUCUCGUAAACUUCCAUGAAAUGAUCGAUAACUCUCCGUCUGGUAGUUCGGAUGGUUACAGUGUUUUGCAGCAAGUCCAGUCACUAAUAUAAGGGUUCGCACCUUGUAAUUAGCUCACCUCUUUUGUUUAUAUUAAAUAUGUCAUUCACAUUACAAUCAUACAAGAUCUGUGGCAGAUGCUGUCUCUAAAAUGUUUUACCACGGCAGGCGGAAAUCAUGAAACAUAAAUGAUUGUUCGUGUAAUUUUCAAUCACGUGACGGCACACAGGAGUUAAACUUGAAAAAGUUGGCCCAAUUUUUUCAAGUUGCAAUCCGUUUUCAUCCAGGCCAUGAAAACCAAAGUCUUAAAUUUAUAGUAGAGGUACAGUAGUAGGUAAAGCCAUUUUAAAUAUAACUGAACCAUCUUUUUAAGGUUUUCGUCAUUCCAAUGUGUGUUCGUUUUAAAAGUAAUAAGUGCGCUGGUGGGCUUACAGUUACAUAGAGAAGGUGGAUGGUGUUUAACAUCUUAAAAUGUAUGAUUUUUGCCAGAACGAUGGAGAAGUCGUUGAAACUGAAGAAGAAACCCCAUUGUAUGAAUCAGUGGAUGAUCAAGAACGGGUGGGUUGCUGAUAUUUUUCAUGAAGGUUUUUUUUAAGGGACUGCACAAUAAUUAUUAGGAGGAGUAGGCCGGUUGUGAAAAGGAAGGGGCGUUUUGCCAUUGCUUAUUCCCUAUUGACACCAACUAAACGUGUUUUAUUAAACUAGGUUUUAAAACUGAAUGAAAAAUAGCAAACGUAAACUAGGGCACAGGCUUUUACACAAAAUUCAAAUGAACUUUUACUUUGCAACCGGAAAAGGUAGCACAGGAGUUAAACUUGAAAAAGUUGGCCCCGUUUUUUCAAGUUGCAAUCCAUUACCAUCCUGGCCGGCAUUGAAAGCCAGCGACACCGACAAUUAAAGUUGAGGUCUAGUAGUACGUCAAGUCGUUUUAAAUAGAACUGAAGCAUUAUUUCAGGGUUUUCUUUCCUUCCAAUGUGUGUUUUCCCUGCCAGCAGAGGUCUCUUUUCCCUGGUAUUCGGCGGGCGGGAGGAAAAGAGCCCUCUGGUAGCAGGGAAAUGUGUGUUUAGGGUUUAAAAAUAAUUCCAAAAUGUCAUGACAUUGCUAGACGCUCUUUAAUGGCAGUACAAAGAUGAUGAACCUUUCGUUUUUUCACGUCAUAGGAGAUGGAAAACCAAACCUCCGAGUCCCAAGUCUU